Pipistrellus kuhlii (Kuhl's pipistrelle) is the source of this 1382-nucleotide messenger RNA. Its product is annotated as zinc finger protein 551-like. Gene Ontology annotation, biological process: negative regulation of transcription by RNA polymerase II. Gene Ontology annotation, molecular function: DNA-binding transcription repressor activity, RNA polymerase II-specific. The record is from RefSeq and is a predicted model, not a curated record. Lineage: Eukaryota; Metazoa; Chordata; Mammalia; Chiroptera; Vespertilionidae.
GAGCUAAAGGGCAUUUUGGUGCCUGCGCAUCCGGUUAGGGCGGGACUUCCGCCUUCCUCCUCUAGGUGGUCAUUUUAACUUCUUCGGUCUUUGUCCACAGAGUCCCAGGCUUCAGGGCGCCGGUCGGGAGCAGGAGGAGGCCUUUGGGGGCCGCUGCCUGCGGGGUGGGGCGUGUCUGAGGCGCCGGGAGCCCCCACAGCCCGAGGAGAUCGGCGUCUCCGCGCCCCCCGGCUCCUCUCCGCUCCCAGCGUCCCCGCAGCCUGACCCCCCGGACCCUCCCGCCUGGGGCGCGGCCUCCCCGGUCCCGCAGCCCCGGGCCCCGCGCUCAGGAUGGAUGUGAACUUUGAGGAUGUGGCCAUUACCUUCUCUCAGGAGGAAUGGGGGCUCCUUGAUGAGGCUCAGAGACGUCUGUACUGCGAUGUGAUGCUGGAAGUGUUUGCACUGGUAUCAUCUGUAGGUUGUCAGCAUAAAAUGGAUGAUGAGGAGGCCUGUUCUGAUCAUAGUGUAUCUAUACAAGGAGAGUCACAGGACAGGGCUUCUAAGACAGCUCCAGCCACCCAGAGGACCCUUUUGUGUAAGCGGUGUUUCUCUGUGUUACAAUAUAUUUUGCACCUAACUGGUUCACAUUCAACAUACUUUGAGGAGAAAACCUUCUGUAGUGAUGCAUAUGUUGGAGACUUCCAUUUCAGUGCAAACCCUCACCAGCAGCAGAGGAAAGAAUGUGGAGAGGAGGCUUGGAAACAAGCUAUGGACAGGGCAUCCUAUGUGAGCAGGUACAGCUUCUACUUCUCGGUGGUGCCUUCAACUAGCAGGGAGGUUGGGGAAGAUCUGCGAUACAACUCAGAGCUUCCGCAGCACCAGGCCACUCUCAACACCGAGGAGCUACCCUGUGGCAGUGAGAUUUCACAGGAAUUUCUUGAUUGUAAAAGUCAUCACCAGUGGGAUUACUGUGAAAAUGCUGUCUGCCACAUCAGGGAAGUUGUUCGAUGUCAAGGUGAAUUUUCUGGGGAAGCGAUUUAUGAGUGUAAGAAAUGUAGGAAAGUAUUUAGACGAUUCCUUAACCUCAUUGGACAUAAGAGAGUUCAUCCUGGAGAAGAGAUGUAUGAGUGUAGUGAAUGUGGGAAGUCCUUCCGUCUAAGAGCUCACCUCACUGAACACCUCAGAGUUCACACUGGAGAGAAGCCAUAUGAGUGCACUGAAUGUGGGAAGUCCUUCAGCCAAAAGUGCACUCAUUACACAUCAGAGAGUUCACACUGGAGAAAAGCCAUAUGAGUGUACUGAAUGUGGGAAGUCCUUCAGUGAAAGAAGUGCACUCAUUAAACACCAGAGAGUUCACACUGGAGAGAGGCCAUAUGAGUGUACUGAAUGUGGGAAGUCCUUCA